This is a messenger RNA of Aspergillus pseudoviridinutans, 828 nucleotides long. RefSeq names its product phytanoyl-CoA dioxygenase family protein. Bases 1 to 828 code for a protein of 275 amino acids. NCBI's taxonomy places the organism in Eukaryota, Fungi, Ascomycota, Eurotiomycetes, Eurotiales, Aspergillaceae. The transcript is spliced from 4 exons. The record is from RefSeq and is a predicted model, not a curated record.
AUGGACAACUACUACUAUUCAUUGAAGGAGGAGCAGAUUCAAUUCUACAAAGAAAAAGGUUAUCUGCUUAUUGAGGGCUUCCUCAACGAGGCCGAGGUCCAGCUUCUCCAGCAAUGGUCCCAGGAGGUUCACGACCUGCCUCGCACUCCUGAAGUGCCGUGGAUGCCCUAUGAAGAAGUGAAUGCGUAUGGACAGAAAGUCCUCUGUCGUACGGAAAACUUCGCCAACAGCCAUGCGGGAUUCGGUAGCUUCCUGCGAGGCCAACGAGUGUUGAGCGUGCUCGAGCAGCUGGCCACGGAGGAAAUGCUUCUCUUUAAAGAAAAGAUCAAUUACAAGCUUGCAGGAAGCGGCGGGUUUGACCCUCACAUCGAUGCCAACGCAUACACUCACGUCAAGGACAUCAAGCACCUGACGGUUCUUGCAGCUGUUGACGAAAUGAAUGCUGAAAAUGGCGGCCUGGAAGUGGUUGACGGCAGUCACCUCAUGGACAUUCCGCUAGGUCGUGAUCGUUGCAUUGAGCAAUCGUGGGUUGAGAGCCACGAGUGGACAUCAUGUAAUCUCAAACCUGGCGACAUCCUCAUCUUCGGGUCCUACCUCGCCCACCGAAGCGGCGCGAACAGAAGCACGAAAGACCGAAGAGCCAUUUAUGCUACUUUCAACCGUAAAGCUGAAGGUGAUCUUCAUGAUCAGUACUACGAAGAUCGCAAGAAGCUGUGGCCCGCUACGCACAUGCGGAAAGAGGGCGAGUCGUAUGAGGAGGGUAGAGCGCGUUAUGCAUUCGGUUCGCCGAUGCUGACUGUCGACGGUCGUGGAGCGGUUGUUAUAUAG